AUGAUCCAUGCUCAGCCUGACUCACCAAUUUUGGAUUUCGCUCAGAUUAAUAACCCAAUUGAUUCCGCUUGGGUCUCGGGGCCAUCAAUUCCAACUCCAUGGUUUGAAGUCUUCUGGAAGACUCAUAAUGAGGGGUUUCCCAACAAUCACUUGGGAUUAUACACUCUUCUUGAUCUAUCCAACAAUCAAUUGCCAGGUGAAAUCCCAAAUAGUUUGGGAAACUUGAGAAGCCUCAAAGUGCUCAAUCUGUCCCACAACAGCCUAUUUGGUCCAAUCCCAACUAGUUUCGGAAACAUUAAGGAAUUGGAGAGCUUGGAUUUAUCUCACAACAACUUAUCUGGAGACAUUCCGGAAUCUAUUGGGACAUUGCUGCAAAUCAGUAAUCUGCAAUUAAGCGACAACAAUCUCUCCGGGCGGAUCCCGACCGGUUCCCAAAUGGACAGGAUUGUUAGAGAUAGAUUAGGAAUAAUCUUAUAUUUCCUUGAUAAUCUUAUAUUUCCUUGUCCUUAUAGUAUAGUUCUUAGUAUUACCGUGUCCUUUUAG
Molecule: messenger RNA, 543 nt
Organism: Linum tenue
Lineage: Eukaryota; Viridiplantae; Streptophyta; Magnoliopsida; Malpighiales; Linaceae
Source: the annotation of a GenBank genome assembly